AUCAAGAGACAAAUUUAGAGUAAAUUAGAACUGGAAGGUUUAUCGACGAUGAGCGGAGAGAAUUAUCCGUUUUCUCCGAUCAUGUUCAUCUGCGUAAGCAUAGUGAGAACCGGCGGAGUUUUGGAGUAAUCGAGACGCCAUUAACAGCAAGCGAUUAUUGCGAGGAUAAGUGCAACUGCUCGCUGAUUGAUUCCCUUUUAUUUAUCGGACGCCGAUGACCAUUGAUGUAGCCACUGUGAACUCAGAUUAUUUCAACUGAUUUUAAGAGAGUUAUGGCGGAAGACAAGGAGUCGACCUCGGUUCCUCUUAGUCAAGUUGAUAAUGGCGGUCAGGAUCUUGAAGAUCCUGUCAAAUCCAAAUCUCCUCCGAGUUCUCCCAAUUCGUCCACUCGUAAGGCGUGCUAUUAUGUUCUCCAAAGCUGGGUGUCAAAGAAGUUUAUGACUGGAUGUGUGGUUCUUUUCCCCGUUGCUGUUUCCUUUUUUGUUACAUGGUGGUUCAUUCAAUUUGUUGAUGGUUUCUUCAGUCCAUUAUAUAAGCGGCUUGGAGUUGACAUAUUCGGACUUGGGUUCAUAACGUCUUUACUUUUUGUAUUCUUCGUUGGUAUAUUUGUCUCAUCAUGGUUGGGUGCUACACUCUUCUGGCUUGGAGAAUGGUUCAUUCAGCGAAUGCCCUUUGUCAGGCAUCUAUAUUCUGCCUCCAAACAAAUUAGUUCCGCAAUUUCUCCUGAUCAAAAUACCACGGCUUUCAAAGAGGUUGCAAUUAUUCGUCAUCCACGUAUUGGUGAAUAUGCAUUUGGGUUUAUUACUUCAACUGUUACCCUCCAGAGAGAGAGCGAAGAUGAAGAGCUAUGCAGUGUUUUCGUGCCAACAAAUCACCUAUACAUUGGGGAUAUAUUUCUUGUUAGUUCAAAGGACAUCAUAAGACCAAACCUGUCGAUUCGGGAAGGCAUAGAGAUUAUCGUUUCUGGCGGUAUGACAAUGCCACAAAUUAUUACACCUUUGGAGAGAGUUGAUAGACAGGCCGAGACAAUAGCUUUGAACAGACUAAAGUAGUGGCAUGAAGAACAUGAGAGAUCCCUGGUAAUAUGAGAAGUUUCUUGCCCUAUAAAGAGUAUGAAAGCUGGCUAUACUUGACGAAGAAAGGCUUGUAUGCAAAGGCAACCAUUUUGUAUUCAAGUGUUUGUCAUAAAUGGUGGUGUUCUUAUUAGUUGUUACUACAUUUAUUGAUGUGUUUGUAGAUUUAGGUACCCAUUGGGUGUGUUUAUAGCGUAAUCAUAGGAAUGAUAGAAAUCUUUGUCACUAUUGUUACACUUCUCGAACUAAAUAGGUCAACAUUAUUCAUGUUACAAUUUAUUUCUAAACACACAUCUUGAAGUUUGUAUCGAUUAAAAUUCUAUUUUAAAAAUGUAUAGAUGUGAACUCUGAAGUUUUGAAAUGUACCCGUUUAUACCAUUUGUAU
Molecule: messenger RNA, 1458 nt
Organism: Cucurbita moschata (crookneck pumpkin)
Lineage: Eukaryota; Viridiplantae; Streptophyta; Magnoliopsida; Cucurbitales; Cucurbitaceae
Product: protein LIKE COV 2-like
Exons: 9
Coding region: 273-1052 (259 amino acids)
Cellular component (GO): Golgi apparatus
Source: RefSeq, a predicted model, not a curated record